AAGCUGUAGUUAAGGAGAGGGCCGACCUCGGGAGAGACGGGACGGAAGCUGGCGGAGUCACGGGCAAGGAGGCGUGCCGGCAGUGCGAAUGAAUGCAGCGUGCCUGGCAAGCAUCCCGAAUCUGGCGGCCCUGGCCUUGCAGCGUCCAAAAUAGCAGCCGUCGCCGUUGUGAUGCAUGGGGCUCGCGUGUGCAGCGCCUUCCACGGGUCGCAGUGCAGAGCAGGAAGUCGUACCUUUGUAAGAACAGCUGGCGGAUGGAUACGAAGAAAUCAUGGCCGCACCUCGACCGCUAUUCCACACCCACUACUGCUCCCGAGUCUGCCUUCUGCUCAGCCCGGCGAGGCCCACGCACCCUGUCGGCGUCGUGCGCGUACAGCGUCGUCAUUUGCAAACCCAGCCUUGCCGUGCAUGCCGCCGCCUCAACCACCAGCGACACCAUCGACGACACCACUGUUGGCGCAGUCCACUGCACUCGCACCCGGCCCCGGGCACCCUCGACUCGUCCGCACUGCUCUCCGCCGCCGCCGCCGCCUCUCCAUGCCCUCGCGACACUGCCAUCGUCCUGCCAGCGGCCGUGUAUAGCUCGCCCGCCGGCGCCCUUGACCUCCUGCACGUCACUCGUUGUGGCUCUGAUCCGGCCGACGCUCGUUCCCGUUUCCUUGGCGGCUUGCGACGAGUGCGAAGCUUU
Molecule: messenger RNA, 688 nt
Organism: Mytilinidion resinicola
Lineage: Eukaryota; Fungi; Ascomycota; Dothideomycetes; Mytilinidiales; Mytilinidiaceae
Exons: 1
Coding region: 172-582 (136 amino acids)
Source: RefSeq, a predicted model, not a curated record